Penicillium subrubescens is the source of this 771-nucleotide messenger RNA. RefSeq names its product SDR family NAD(P)-dependent oxidoreductase. The record is from RefSeq and is a predicted model, not a curated record. Lineage: Eukaryota; Fungi; Ascomycota; Eurotiomycetes; Eurotiales; Aspergillaceae. The transcript is spliced from 4 exons. The coding region runs from base 1 to 771 and encodes 256 amino acids.
AUGUCGCUACUUCGAGAUCACGUUUUGAUCAUCACAGGCAGCGCGUCUGGGAUCGGUCUUGCCACAGCAAGCGCAGCUCUGAGCGAAGGAGCUAAGGUCUUAGGUGUCGAUGUCGCCUCUGCACCGGAGUCUCUGAAUGAGAAUCAGAAUUUCAGGUUUCUGCAGAGAGACCUCACAGAUGCGGCCACGCAUAAGGAUAUUGUUGAGACAUGCGUUCAAGAGUUUGGUGGACGUAUUGACGGGUUGUUGAACAUUGCGGGAAUCAUGGACCGUAACAACAGCGUCGACAGCUUGACGGAUGAGAUGUGGGAUCGGUGCAUCGCGAUUAAUCUGACGGCUCCAGUGAAGCUGAUGCGGGAGGUCAUUCCCAUAAUGCGAGAACAGAAGAGCGGAAGCAUAGUCAAUGUCGGUAGCAAAGCGGCUACGAGUGGCGCCGCUUCUGGUGUCGCAUACACAGCAAGCAAACAUGGUCUGAUAGGAGCGACAAAGAAUGUCGCUUGGAGAUACAAGCAGGAAGGAAUUCGCUGCAACGCGGUUUGUCCCGGUGGUGUUCCAACUGGCAUAGUUCAGGCAUCCAAUCCAGAACUUUGGGACAAGGCCGCACUCGAGACAAUGUCCUCAGUUCACCAAGCACAUGCUUCUGACAGGUCGAUGGGCUUCGGCGUUGAACCGGACGACAUUGUCCAGUCUCUGCUAUUCUUGAUCUCCUCUCACAGCAAAAGGAUUAACGGGGCUGUCAUUCCAGUCGACAAUGCUUGGUCGGUGAUUUGA